GAAUGAGACGUCACUCACUGCUCUAUCACGUGACAUCGGAGAAGUCGUGACUAAGGGGAGUGUGUCGAGGCGGAGGUUAUUCAGAGUUCAACAAAAUAUACGUGAAGCGGUUCAGAGAAAUAGUAGACAAUGGAAGACAUCAUUAAACGAAGUGAUCAGUGACAAGAAAGAAUCUACUAAAUCAAAAGAACAAAUUAUCUGUCAUGACAACUAGAAGGGCAAAGCUACAGAUUCGACCCAAUACAGGACAAAGUAUUCGAGACAGUACAGAUGCUACAGCCAGAAAAACUAAUUUGACAAAAAAGCCAGCCUUAAAGAAAAAUGAAAAUUCUCUUAAUGUAUUACAAAAUGGCAUUGAUAAAACAACUGAUUUGCAAACUGUAGAAUGUGUUGAAAAAACUAUAGAUUCAUUCCCAAAAGAACAAGAACAAAUCUCAUUACAAAAAGAAUUAAAUUCAAUUCCUAAAUCUCCAUUAAUAGAGAAAAAAGUUGAUAUAAAUCAACAGAAUCAGUCAUUGUUGUCUCAUAAUGGAACUGUACAUAAGCCAAAGGAUGAGAUUCUUCAGGAUAAAAUUAUAGAAGAUAUAACUGAACAAUGUGAAAAAUCUUCUGUAAAGUCUGACUUUUGUGAUAAAGAAUUAAAUAGUGAUAAGGAUAUACCAUCAAAAGAAACUUCAGAAGUUACACCUAGCAAAAUAGCAACCGAAACUGUUGAAAAUAAUGAGGUAACAAAUAAUACGUCACCUGUGAAAACCAGUGAGAAGAGUGUGUCAAGGCGGAGGUUAGUUAGAGCUCAACCAAAUAUACGUGAAGCGGGUCAGAGAAAUAGUAGACAGUGGAAGGCAUCAUUAAAUGAAGUGAUCAGUGAAAAGAAAAAAUCCAUUAAAUCAAAAGAACAUGUUGUUUCAAAUCUUGGAAGUCCUACAUCAGAAAACAAUAAAAUCUCCUCACCAACUAAAGCAAUAACUUUAGCAACUAACACAAAGCAAUAUAUAAGUCCUCAAAGUACUUCACCAGUUGCCUCAGAAAAGAAAAAUGUAAAUAAAUCAAAUGAUGAUGAAGUAUCAAAAAAGCGCAAUAGACACAACAAAAAACCACCGGAACAUAGUAAAAUGACGAUGAUAGAUUUAAUUUAUUGGAAUCCACCAAAUAAUCCGAUGAGUCAAAAGAAAGAAAAUAAAGGAUUAAAUACAGUGACCGUAUUACAGCCAACCGAGGAAGAAGAAGGAGUUGAUGAUCCUACUCUUUCAAGUAGUGAAAAUUUGGAGGAGCAGGAAGAAUCUGUACCCGGGCCACGAGUGAUGGUUGGUCCAAAUGGAGAAAUUAAAAUUAAUGAAGAUUCGUUAGUUAUUCUAACAAACAAUAAUAAUAACACUUCAACAACAAAAACAGUUGAAGAGGUUUUUGAAUCUACAUAUACUUCUUUUAGAAAAAAGAGGACAAGACAUUUUUGGAAAAAUAAAGAAACAAUAAAAUUUUUUAAAGCAUUAAGUGUUGUUGGGACAGACUUUAGCUUAAUGCAAAACCUUCUUCCAAAUAGAACUAGACAGGAGUUAAAGAAUAAAUUUAAAAGAGAAGAGAGACUAAACAGAAAGUUAGUUGAUAGAGUACUGAAAGAUCCUCAGCAAUUUGAUUUAACUGGAUUUGAUGAUGAUGAUGGUUCAAACUACAGUAGUGAAGAAGAAAAAUCUAAAAGAAAAAGUUUGAAAGAUUUGAACCCAAAAACUAAAGUCAAAAAACGAAAAAAGAUAAGAGUCUUGAUAAAGGUAGUAAAUUGACUUAAUUUCAGUUUGGUGUAAUAAUAAUAAUUUGGUAACUCUUUAUCAUAAUCUACAUCAGUUGUACAGAGUUAUUUAAAGCACAUUGAUAUCUGUUAAUUGCAUUCUAAUCUUUUGUUAAUCAUAUUUGGCAUAAAAAGUUGAUAAUCACAACUCAAAAGGAUUAAGUGGUGUAUUUAGGUAAUAAAGGAUCAUAUAUCAUUACUUAUGUUAUUGUAUAAGUCAAGAGACAUUUUGGCAAUGUUUAUUUUUAUAUUUUUAAUUUUUAUGUGAUGCAAAAAUUAGAGCCUGCAAUAAGUCUAAAUAAAUUCAAAUAUAUGCAGAGAUGAAAUUGUUAGAAAAGUUGCUUCUAGCCUUUGAUAAUUUAAUUAAUAUAAUUAUACCAACAAUCGUGAAUCAGAAAAUAGUCCAAAAUGCAUUUUGGGUUUUUUUCGUUUCCAUACUUCCAUACAUUUUUUGUGUUUAUUAAAUGUUUUCACUUUGAUUCCUGAGCAUUUGUGCCCAUCAUUGGUCUGAUAAGCCCUCACUAUUAUCUGCCUUACGGUUGUUGAUAAUUUAAUUAAUACUUACAGAGAUAUAAAUAUUGCUUAAAAUUUUUAAUGUGAAUUCAUUGAUGAAAUAUACAUGGGAUAAUUUGAAAGCUGUAUCAUAAUAAACUCAUUAGUUGUUCUAGGACAUAAUGCUACUUUCUUGUAUUGCAAAAGAAUUGAGACAGAGCCAGAAAGAAAGAGGCAAUCCUUGUAUAUGAUGGUUGUGGACAGGCAAACUUUGCACUUGCCUUCACAAAAGAGACUAUACUUAUACAUGUAGAUCAGUGGUUCCCAAUUAGUUUUUCCUGCGUACCACUUCAAGAAAAAGCUCAAACUCGCGUACCCCUUAUAGGAGAAAUACAUAUUAAUCCAUACUAUUAUUAUAAAUUUGAAGGUAAUUCUGUCCGUCUGUCAUUUUUUCAUGUCUAAACCGCUGAACAGGUUUUAAUACAAUUUGGCACAGAGAUAGCUUACAUGUUGGAGAUGGACAUAGGCUACACUUUACUGCGAGAAAAUAUCUAAUUCCCACGAGAAAAUUCGAUA
Messenger RNA from Centruroides sculpturatus (bark scorpion), 2851 nucleotides. RefSeq names its product transcription factor TFIIIB component B'' homolog (gene Bdp1). Gene Ontology annotation, molecular function: TFIIIC-class transcription factor complex binding. Gene Ontology annotation, biological process: RNA polymerase III preinitiation complex assembly. The coding region runs from base 204 to 1778 and encodes 524 amino acids. The record is from RefSeq and is a predicted model, not a curated record. Lineage: Eukaryota; Metazoa; Arthropoda; Arachnida; Scorpiones; Buthidae. The transcript is spliced from 9 exons. Gene Ontology annotation, cellular component: transcription factor TFIIIB complex.